GAGCUGGAGGCGAUCAAGGCCCGGGUGAGGGAGAUGGAGGAGGAGGCGGAAAAGCUGAAAGAGCUGCAGAACGAGGUGGAGAAACAGAUGAACAUGAGCCCCCCUCCGGGCAACGCCGGCCCGGUGAUCAUGUCCCUGGAGGAGAAAAUGGAAGCCGACGCUCGCUCCAUCUACGUCGGCAACGUGGAUUACGGCGCCACGGCCGAGGAGCUGGAGGCGCAUUUCCACGGCUGCGGCUCCGUCAACCGCGUCACCAUCCUCUGCGACAAGUACAGCGGGCACCCCAAGGGCUUCGCCUACAUCGAGUUCUCCGACAAGGAGUCGGUGCGAACCUCCAUGGCGCUGGACGAGUCGCUGUUCCGCGGCCGACAGAUCAAGGUCAGAGCCCCCAAUUCCCACAAUUCCCAACAUUCCCAACAUUCCCAACCCUUCCCCAGUGAAAAAUGCGAAUUUUUGGCGGGAAAUUCUGGGGGUUUCGGGGCGGAAAAUUCAGGAUUUGGGGGCGGAAAAUUGAAGAUUUUUUAG
This is a messenger RNA of Cyanistes caeruleus (blue tit), 525 nucleotides long. The record is from RefSeq and is a predicted model, not a curated record. Lineage: Eukaryota; Metazoa; Chordata; Aves; Passeriformes; Paridae.